This is a messenger RNA of Equus caballus (horse), 1268 nucleotides long. RefSeq names its product myelin and lymphocyte protein. Gene Ontology annotation, biological process: myelination. Gene Ontology annotation, cellular component: membrane. Lineage: Eukaryota; Metazoa; Chordata; Mammalia; Perissodactyla; Equidae. Gene Ontology annotation, molecular function: structural constituent of myelin sheath. The record is from RefSeq and is a predicted model, not a curated record.
CCGCCUCCACCGCCCUCCUCUGGGGCUGGCAGGGCUGAGAGAGGCCUCCUCCCCUCACAGGGGCAGACUGAAGCUCCAGCACCGAGUGGAGCAGACUAUGUGUGCAAGGUUCCUGGCGUGGUGCUGGCUCUGAAGGCAGGAAGAGAAGGGGUGGUGGCCAGAGCUAGUCUGAACGACGCCCCUGCAGACCCCCAGCCUGCAGCUGCGGGCAGGACGAGGAUCUCGUCUCAGCGCGAUCCCGGACGCGGAGGUCGCCCAUAUUAACGCACCCAGUGGAAAGACGAGGGAGACCCAGCUUAAGAACAGUUAAAGUAAUGGUGACCCGAGCGGUGCCGCAGUGGGGAGUUUGGAGCCUAGUUAGUGAUGGUUCUCAUUCUUAAGGGAUCCUGAUCCCCUGCGAAGAGGGAAAGCGUGCGAAGCCCUUCGUCAAAGCGGCUUUUCCUGCUCCCCACGGGAGAUGGCACCCGGGGGUGGGACGCAGGAGUCAGGCCCGCGCUCCAGCUGGGCAAGCCCGCCGUGAGCCCUCCGCGUGGUUCAGGGCGGCGCCCGAGGUAGUCUGGCGGGUCCCUUGGGAGCGGGGCGGGCGGCGGCCCGGGCUCCUCCCUCGUCAGCCCCUGGCCUCGCUGCUCUUAACCCGCGCGCGGAAACCGGGGGCGCCCGAGCCACUGGGCUCCCUGGAGCAAACGAGCGGUCAGCGCGGAGCCGGACACCAGCAUGCCAACAUGGAUGACAACAUCAAAGUCUUCACCACCUUCCCCUACCUGCUCUUCAUCUUCGAGUUUGUCUUUGGGGGCCUCGUGUGGAUCCUGAUCGCCUCGUCCCUGGUGCCCCUCCCCCUGACCCAGGGCUGGGUGAUGUUCGUGUCCGUGUUCUGCUUCAUAAACACCACUGUCCUGUUCUUCUUGUACGUAAUUAGUGGCAACUAUGAGGAGACUUCCUGGGUCUUCCUGGAGGCAGCCUACCACUGUAUUGCCUCCGUGUUUUAUCUCAGCGUCUCCAUCCUGGAAGGUUUGGCUACUAUCGUUAUACAUGAUGGCUUCGCGUACGAACAUUACCUUGAGAAUGUUUUUGCUACGGUGUUUUCAUCCAUAGCCACUCUGCUGUACGUGGAACAUGCAUGGUUUUCUUUAAUCAGAUGGAAGUGGUUUUCCUUAAGGAGGAAAAAAACUUCAUCUGAAAACCCAGACGGUGUUAACUGAUUGGCCGCCUUCCAGCAUAACUUUUUAGCAUGCAGAAAUGCUCUCCAUGGUGGAAAAAAGAAACCAAAA